Messenger RNA from Mercurialis annua (annual mercury), 1091 nucleotides. Its product is annotated as cytochrome b561 domain-containing protein At2g30890. NCBI's taxonomy places the organism in Eukaryota, Viridiplantae, Streptophyta, Magnoliopsida, Malpighiales, Euphorbiaceae. The record is from RefSeq and is a predicted model, not a curated record. Gene Ontology annotation, molecular function: transmembrane monodehydroascorbate reductase activity. Bases 157 to 930 code for a protein of 257 amino acids. The transcript has 4 exons.
UCAACUUUGAGCACUUUUAACAUUCUUGUCCUUAAAACUGCAUGUAUUUAUUUGUAGCUUUGCAGAAAGGUUGUAGAAAAGAAACCCUGUUAUAAACAUCUUUCAAGAUCUCAAAUAAGUAGGCAAAAAGCAUUGCAUUUGCAUAAACUUUGCAAAAUGAAUUCUCAAAUACUUUUUGUUUCUUUCAUCAUCUUUGCAAGCCAUUUCAUUCUUGUAUGUUCAUCGCCCGCGCAUGUUCGAAACACGACCAGUCAUUUAACCAGCAAGAGGAAUGAAUUAAAUGACAUUCAAAAGCUGAGUCCAAAGUUGAUGUUUGAGAUUAAAAUUCAUGGGAUUCUUCUGUGGGUUUCAAUGGGGUUUCUAAUGCCUAUUGGUAUACUUACCAUCAGAAUGUCACACAGAGAAGAAUGUAGAAAAAGGCUCAAGAUUCUUUUCUUUAUACAUUCCAUUUCACAGAGCAUUGCAGUAAUAGUGGCUACAGCAGGAGCGGUAAUGUCGAUAAAGAACUUCAACAAUGCGUUCGAUAAUCAUCAUCAAAGAAUAGGGGUAGCCCUUUAUGGUAUUAUAUGGUUCCAAGCUAUUUUAGGGUUUCUACGCCCACAAAGGGGAUCAAAAGCAAGAAGUGGGUGGUUCUUUGUGCACUGGAUACUAGGAACUGCAAUAUCUUUGUUGGGAGUAAUCAACAUGUACACCGGAUUCCAAGCCUACCAUCACAAAACUUCCAAAAACAUAUCAAUUUGGUCCAUCAUUUUCACAGUUGAGCUAGGUUUAAUCAUCUUUCUUUAUCUUUUGCAAGACAAAUUGGUUUACAUGCAAAAGCAGGGUGUCAUUUUGGGGAGUGAACCCUCUGAAUCAGCAGUAACCCCAACUCAGCAAUUUAUGAUCUCUCCACAUCACAGGCCCAAGCAAUCAGCCAUUGGUUCUUGCUAGUUAAAUCCAACAAAAGAUAUGUAUUUUUGUAUAGUAAUAAAGAUACAAUGACAUUGAUUUUUUACCAAUUUUAUUUUUGAACUUAACAACUACUUUGGUAGUAUGUAGUAGUAUUGAUUUUGGAUCCAAUGGAGAAUUGAACUCAACAUUGUAUUUGUUUC